UGGGCUCGGGAGCUCAGUGGGUUUUUUUUCUGCUUUUUCUCUCACAAAAGUGUCUCCGAAUUAAUUUUUAUGAUCGGAGGGGAUUUUGUUUUAAAAUAAUGCCGUAAAUGAUGCAAAGCAAACGCCGCCGGCCUUGUCGUCUGGAGGUUGCAGCCUUGGCAGAGAAUAUUUAAGAGGGAAAAUACACAGAAGAUGAGAUCAGCACAGUACCCAACCCCAGCAGAAUUGGAUGCAUAUGCUAAGAAAGUUGCCAACAAUCCACUGACUAUAAAAAUCUUCCCAAAUAGUGUCAAAGUACCACAAAGGAAACACCUCCGUCGUACGGUGAACGGUUUAGAUACUUCGGGCCAGCGAUUCAGCCCUUAUCCUUCUCAGGCCAGUUCACAUCGUGGUUUACUCGCGAUCGUCAAGCUGCCCACGAGAAGGAUUGUGAAAGACUUUGACGGAACCCGCGCGAGGUUGCUGCCGGAUAUGAACCCCCCGUCUGCUCCGUACGCUGCACCUAGCACUUUAUCCCACCCCCAAAACAUGCUGCUGCAACCGGGUUUACAUGGAUACCGGAAGAUGCGCCCAGACGGGGAUGCCCCUCCCAAUGUCACGGUGUCUACCUCAACCAUUCCGCUCUCCAUGGCUGCUAACCUGCAGCAGAAUAGGCCCUCUGACUUGAACAGCAUUGUGCACCAGAUAUACCAGAUGUGCCAGGCCAGCGCGGGCCUUACCACUACCUCAGUCUGUGAGGGACAGAUCGCCAACCCCAGCCCCAUCAGCCGUAAUGUGCUGAUCCACGCCAGCACCCGCGUGUCUGGCCACGGUGUGCCGGGUCACCUGCCUCCCUGCAUUGUAAAUCCCGGUGACCCAACCAUCACCAUGACGGCCAUUGCCCCUGGCGGUGUUGCCAUGGGCAAUAUGAACAGGAUGCAAGCAGCCUACCAGAAUGACAUAGAUUCUGCCACAUGGCAUCAGCACCAAUUGGCACAGUUGCAACAUCUGACCAGAGACACUGCUGGCACAGGGCAUCCCAACAAGCUCCACAGAGAGAUUUCUGGAGCUGGAUUCACCAGCAAGACGUUGAGUUACCCUGCUGAGCUGUGCCUGGGCCAGCCUUACAAUCUGAAGGUUCCUGGGGAUAAAUUGUCGCCAUCGCCCCCGGUCAACGGAAUCCAAGGGGCUUUGCCAUACUCCAACGGGCAGUACUUCCAGCCAAUAUGGAACAACAUCCUUCCGACUCCCAACAGCGACAGCUCCGGGUCCCAGGACCUGGGGAUGGUGUUUCAUGGAGGAGCCUCGGGCCCAGUGGACUGCGUGGCGGGGACUCACUUUCGAGCUGGAGCUGGUUCCUCCAGCCAAACGAAUGUCCUGCAGACCGUGGACUAUCUGGGUGGGGACUACCAGAACUCCUGCUUUAGGGACCAGACUAUGGGGAUGCUGGGGAAGGUCCACAGGCCCUCCAUCAGCCGAGGCCCAGAACCAAAUCUUAAUCAGAAUAGUCAUAUUCACCACCAUGUGUACAGAUGAGCUGGGUUCAAGUAACUGUGGUGCUCUAGUCAGUCUUAACAGCAAUUUUGAAUCAUAUUAUUUGUGUUAAUGCCUUUUGAUUGCCAAACUUGUCAGUGAUUUGUUUUUUUAACUUUGUUUUGGAAAAAUGAUUCUUGCAAACCAUUUUUUUCUCGUCCUUUUUUGUGAGGAAAAAUAUUUCAUGAGAUUGAAGCCUGUGUGUCUAGCCACCACCUUGAUGUCUGAUUAGAAACCGGCUUCAGUGACAGGAUUGGAGGGGGGAAAGAAUGCAAAACAGAUGCAAUCUUGCAAAAACAUCUGCAGUGCCAGAAUCUUUGAUUUGAAGUGAGGUGUGAAAAGCUGAUGGCAGCUGUUGAAUUAUCUGGCAAGUGUCCACACAUCACUCACUAGCACUAGCAGGGUUUAGUGUAAAACUGCACAAUUGUCCCCAUUAGUAGCUCGCGAGAGAAAUGUAGGAGCCCCAUUAUACCACUUUACGGCACGUCAGCAUAUUUAUCUGAAUUUUCUUUUGCAUCCACUGUACUGUUUUCCUACCAGCAAGUUGUGGUGAUGUGGCUUCUGCUUAACAAUUUUAGUGGUUUCCCCCACCCCCUCCUUUAUCCCACUUGUACUGCUGGCUUGUAGCAGGCUCUAAUCUCUGAACUGCAGAGCUCUGUUUAACCCUGAUGGAUGAUCCAUUUGCAGAGCUGUCACCAAGAGGGAAAAUGUUCAGUGUGAUAUUUAUGAUCCAAGAAGUGACAGAUUGAAAACUCAUUUAAAUCUGCAGAGCUGUUUAUUUUUUUCUCUGCAAUGUAGAUCAAAAUAGGCCAUAGUUUCAAAGCAAAAUGACGAACUGUCACUGCAGAUGACAGUGCAGUCUGGGUUUUAUGGUAAUUUAUUUUAAGGCCUUUUGUGCUCUCCUUUCACCCUCUGUAUCUUUCUGUUACUCCUCCCUCUCUUUCAUUUUCUUUCAGGGAGAGGGAGAAUUGAAGGCCAAGUGAAAGAAAUAAGAGCCUGUGGACUCAGCAGUGAAGGGCAGUUAUAAGUUGAAAUGCUAACUUCCUCUCUCAUGGGCCAGUCACACUGACAAGCUCCCUUUGACCAACCAUCGCUCAGUGGAGAAGGUUGUGCAUGUGAGUUUUUUUAUUUCGGGUGGGUGGGGGGUGGUGGUGCAGUGAGUGACCCACCCCAGGGUGCCUUUUAUGUAAAGCGCACACAUUGCCAAGAAUGAUGGGUGUUAGAUGUUUGAAAAGGCAGCUUCUUGGUUAUUUGCAUCAGGUUAUGCAGUGUUUGCUGUCGAGUCAGUAUUUCUGAAAUCCCUGCAUUUAUGGUCCAUAGAGAGUGGCAUGCACUAUCCCCAUUAACUUUUAGUGCUGUAAGUAUUUUAGGUUUUUGUUAACGCCCAGGUAUCCAUCCUACUGAGAAGUGUGGUAUGGAGAGUUAGAGCAAUCCUGCUGAAUCAUAAGAGGUGCACUGUGACCCAUUGUCACCAUGAAAACUGUCAAGAGUUCUCGCUCAUAAAGCCCCUCUCCUUGCUCCCUGCUUUAUUGACCUUUGUUGGUUUGCCAUCGUGUAAUAUCGUGCCUUCAAAAAUCUGCAGUGCUUGGGGUGGCUGAGAGGAGACAUAUUUUGACUUGCACCAGGUAUGUUUGUAAUAAGAGUGACCAUGAAACUUUCGUUGCUAAUCCAAAUGGUUCACGAGCGUCCUUUUGGGGACAGAAGCCUGUUGCCUUGGUCUGGGCUUGUAUGCAACUUCAGUUUCACACCAAUGUAUGGCCUAACAAGUUGCUCAAUUGCAUCACAAAUUUCCACAAAGAACGCAGUGUUUCAGGAAGAAGGCAGCCUGCCUGCAGCUUCUCGGGGUAAAUGAGGAUGGACAAUAAAUGCUGGACUUGCCAGUGAUGUCCACAUAAAAAGAAUGAUUUUUUUUAAAAAAAAGAAACUAGCAAAUGCACAAUGAAUUGUUUAAACUCAAAAUCCAUGCACUGAAUCAGUCAGCAACAGAUUGUGCAGUUAAGUCUUCCUUUAGAUGAGGCUGUCUUAAAUUCAUGAAUCCUCCUCGAUGGCAAAUGAACUGGAGAAACCACCAGGUGCGGAGGCCCUGCAUUUGAGUCCCAGAAUGUUUUGCUGAUCACUGCAGUUGACUUUAUUGUCCUGGGGCAGCUGUUCUCAGCAGAUUUCCGCUCCCAGUUGCUCUCUAAUGACCGCCACCUGGGCUAGUCCUUGUGGAUGUUGAAUGUUUCAGUCGCAUCAGUGAUGCCCUACACAGUCAAAUGACAUGGCACUUCCUGUCUGGGGAAGUAACUACUGGGGAGAAGGUGCCAGAGGAAUGUUAAAACCAAUGCAUUCAGAGCUGAAUAGAAGUUGGAGGAAAUUGAGAAGAAUCCUUUUUAAAUGCUCAAAUCACAAGGAACUCUUAACUGCAAAAUCUGAAAAUGCUAUUUGAUUUUGCCUCUCCACUCCCUCGACAUUAAAUGGGUGAUUCUGGAUAAUCCAUUUAUACAGCUGCUAUUUCUGGUCAUCAGAGGGAGACCUAUCCUUGGAAUACAUGUUAUAAAUUCCAUGUCCAUGCGAUACUUUAUUCCUCAUCACUGGUCUGCCUGGAAGGCUUAAAGUAAUAAUUUCCACUGGUGGUCCUCAAUAAACAAAAUGAAUUUUAAUUGCAGACAAGUUUGGCAACAAAUGCAUAAAUGCAUUCUUAUUUUUCUCUUCAAUACACUGGCUGAAUAUUGCUAUACUACUGUAACUUUAAAAAAAAUUAAGUGUAAUUCUGUAUGAAUGUUGCCUGUUAGUGAGGGUCCGAGUAGCAGCAGUUGUGUACGAGCGAUGCCAUUGACACCUGCAAGUCAUUGGUCGGUCUCUCUCAAGCCCAUUGAAAAGCCUUAAGUCUUUGCUCUCUUCAGAGCUGUUAUAAUGGUUUGAAAAUAGAAAGCUGGCAUUGUUUUCAGCACAAAGCUACUGUUGGAUAGCAACAAUCAUUCUCGAGUGGUUCUCUUAACCAACAAAAUAAUUAGAUUUGGAAAAUUUUGUUCAAUAGUUCAGGGUUGUAACAGGUUCUGCUGCACCCCCCCCCCCCGGCCUCAAGGCUUCAAAGCUUUAAUGAUGUUGACUUGUUCUGCGAUAAAUGUUGUGUGAUUGGAGUCACUAUUUGAUAAGCUUGGUCAGGUUAGUACUGUGUGUCAAUGCUGCCAGACAAACACUGAAAUGGUGCCUGUUUAUGCUUGCAUUUAAAGGUGCACUUCACAAUGUCUGCAGAUGGUGGCUGUUCAUCAACUGUGCAGCACAUUCCUGUUUAUUAUCUUGUUUGCCCUGACUCUUAUCCCCUCUCACAACCACCCCCCACCUGCCUGCACCACCCCUCAACUCCAACUCAAACACUUCGGUAAAGGAAAUAAUGAAAAUUUAUCCUAAAGCAUUUUUGAACUCUUGUACGAUGCGUGAGCAUUGUGGGGUGGGGGGGUGGUGGUGAAAGAUUACAUUAAUAACCACUUGUUCUGGGGGUUCUUAUUUUUGUAUCUACAUGUUGGAGAAGCCAGGGCUUCUGAUUAUCACUAAGAACUAAUGGAGCUUCUGUUUUCACCCCCUGCACCCAAAUAAUUCAAUCUGAUAAAUCAUGACUACGAUUGUUGAACUUCAACUCUGAUACAAUAUUACUCUCUCCACCAGCUGGUUUGUGUUCAGAACAGAAUUAAUGGGGAUUCAUUUUCUCGCUGGGAGACUUUUAAGACCUUUAUGAUGGUUGAAAUGGUCGAAUAUCUGGUUAGCUGUUAGAUUUCAGUGUUGUCACUACAUUUCAGUAUCAAGUAACGUUCUCUAAAAUUUUCUUAUGUUCAUCACAUAACAGCGCAAUGACAGAUUAUGCCUUUCUGAAUUUUAGUUGUGGCUGAUGAGUAUUUUGAGCUGCGUAAUGGUAGGUGAAGUACUGGUAUGUACGGGUCUGUCACUGGUUUUAGUGGCAAGUUAAGAGUGUUCCCUUUCUUAUGUCCCCGUGGCAUCAAUAUGCUAAAUCAGCAUGGCAAGAGCACCGAAAUGGCUGUGUCCUUUGGAUGUGGUAGUCAACAGGGCUGAGAUUUGAGCAGAAGCAGUUUUGUCUCAGAAAAUCAGUACUUUUUUUUUUGACAAGUGGCCAGUGUAAGAUCACUGCAUCACACACCUGGGGGGGUGGCAAGGGGGGGUGCCUCACAGCACAUCAAGAGAGUUAGACUUGUCAUGUUUGACAGAAGAACUGUGUUCUAUUAACUGACUUCUAGCACAGAUAGGUGUAGUGAUGACUAUUGUGGUUUAAUGUAUGGCCUUGCUGUGGAAAUCGAUUUUAUUCCAGAUGAAAAGUAUCUUACAGCGUUUACAGGUUGUGACCUACUGAAGCAGCUUAACUGCCAUCCAGUGUUUUUAAUUUUCAACUAAGAAGCUUUAGUAAUGGAUUUUAAAAUUAGUUUGUAGAUGGUAUACAGUGGAAGAGUGUUGUGAUAAUUCCUGUCUCCAGGAAUUGCUGUCUCUUGGUAUUCCUUUUCAUUGUGUGUCCGACAUGUUACACACUCAAUGGUAACUUUCCUCUGAGGCUUUUUCUCUCUCUGAUUUUGAAUAUCUGCAAAGAUGCCGUGCUGUGUUGUCACCAGGAUUUCUAACAUGCGCUGGAAACGUGAAAUCUUCAUGCAGCAACAUUGCAAAUAUUUCUCCAUGGAUUUCAGUAAAGAUAAGCAAAAGUCCUGUGAAGUUACAAGUAAUCUGCCAACUUGAACUGUGAAGAGAGCAGUGGAAUGAGCUUCCAGAUAUUGUCCUGGCAAGCUUAAGUGUUCCGAGCUAGUGCUGACAAUUUAUAGGGCUGUUACUGUGGAGGCAGAAGCAGUUGGAGGUGAUGCAACGAAGUGUGUCAACGUCUAAGUGUAUUUAUUUAAUGUAUUUUCGCUAGUUUAAGGUUUCCAAUGACCAUACUGGAGUGGGACCCGUGCCUAUUCCGAUAAUUUGAGGAGCUUUAAAGUGUUUGUUUUAAAAGUCCUAAUUCUAAAUAAACACUUGGUGUUUUUUCUUUUUGCUUACAAUGUGAAAAGGGUGCCUCCACAGAGCUUGGCUUAAUUUAUUUGCUGCAAUUGCUCACUGUGGAGGAGACUGCUGCUGUAUUCCUUAAAAACAAAAAGAUAAAUAUAAGCUGCUUUUAUAUGUGCUACGGGUAAACUUGAUCCAUCUGCAGGAGACAUUGCAGUUGAUGGAGUUGCUGUUGAAAAACUACACCUGAUGGGCACCAAGGUAGGGAUAGAAUGCGUUUGGAGCAGGAGCCGCAGUGAUAUAUGCCCAGGUGGAUGAUUGCAUUUCUAGGUGGACUUAAAUGGACAAGACUGGAGCCUAAAACCUGUAGUGACAGUGCCAAUAUCUGAAGCAGAGCCACUAUUGAGAGAACCCUUACUUGAGGGGAGGCAACACCUUUCCCGUUAAGAAUUUGUACCCAAGUUUCAUGAAUAAUCUAUCAUGUUCUUUUUUACAGACAUGUUUGUAGGAAGUACUUGAGUUCCAUUACCUUUUUAAGUGUAUCUUUGUAAACUCUGUAUCCUUCAGACAUGUGCUGCCCACCCUCACCAGCCCAGCUCCCCCUCGUACAGUCUGGUAUCACCUCCCGCACUGAGAUGCUGACCUUUUAGCCACUGGCUUUUUAAAAAAAACAUCUACUGAUGUAACUUUUGUUCUGUUUUGCUAGUGGCUGAUCUUGUAGAACAGUAUGUGUUCUUUGGGUUGGGGAUUAUGUCGUCCAAAUGACCUAAGUAAAUCCAACUUGGCCUUGACCACCUGGUUAUUGGACCGCUGUAUCCAUUGGGUUUUUAAAGCCUAUCCCACUUAGGAUGCUAUAGUUGGUAGAAGUUUAUCAGAAUUGUUUUAAAUAACUAUGAUAUAUUUACCAGCACCUCCCACCCUGGUUUGCUUUUUCUGUCCUUCAUGCUGAGAGCCCUGUAUACACAUUCUCGUAUCUCUGCCCUUCACACUGUCCUUGUCAGCUCAGUGCAGAGGAUGUAGAUUUCUAGGUAACCCUGUUGUUAGCAGAGAGGAGCAACUUGAGCAUGCAGGUGGUGGUCUCUCUUUCUGACCCCUCCCCAGCCUCCAAGUGGCAAUGCUAUUCAUCAUGCUGGACCAAGAAACUUGCCAAUAUAUUGACAAUUUGAAUGACCCAUUGAAGCUCUGUACAAGACUCAACACUAUUGCUGGAGGCUGAACCAGUAUUAAUUAACAGGAGUGUGAUUGUAGAGUAUCCAUUUCUUGCUUCAUUGCUAGGAGCAAGUGAAUCUAAACUAAGACACACCUUUUAUUCUUUCAUGGAAUGUGGGUGUCGUUGGCAAGGGUGCUUGUAAGGGUAGAGUGAAACAACAUCUAUACCUUAGUGAAUAUGUCCCCUAUCAGCAGCCAUCUGGUGUCUUGUUUGGGUAAAUGGUCACUUGUCUGAUAUUGAUGUAUGAAAUUUCAUAAUUUAUGACUGGACUCCUUGAUUUAAAAAAAAAUCAAGAGGGUUUAAAAACCUAAAACUUUCCUUCCACGCAGAGAAAGCUCAACACUAACUGGUUGGUGUGUGUUUUUCAAUGUUUUCAAAGAUGGAAUGUGGAUGGUGAGCAGUUCUUGCUGUUGGAGGAUAUAUCAAAUUCAGUAUGAAAACGCUGUAUACUAUUGUAGAACUACGUUUUGAUGAAGAAUAAAAAAAAUUUGCACAUCUAAA
Carcharodon carcharias (great white shark) is the source of this 8188-nucleotide messenger RNA. RefSeq names its product family with sequence similarity 222 member Ba (gene fam222ba). Bases 193 to 1515 code for a protein of 440 amino acids. NCBI's taxonomy places the organism in Eukaryota, Metazoa, Chordata, Chondrichthyes, Lamniformes, Lamnidae. The record is from RefSeq and is a predicted model, not a curated record. The transcript has 2 exons.